CCUGCAAGCCGCCGUAAUCUUCCCGAAUGGCUGCGCGUUGACGUAAGCUCUGCGGAAAGGAGAGGGUGGGAGAAGUAGUUCGCCAUCUUGGGCUCUGUUCUGAGGCGCUGGGAGAGAGUGAAGGAUUGUACAACCUGAUGUCCUCAAUUUGAUGCCGGACUGCAGAUCUCAGAAUCUCUUGGGUCGGUGCUUGUAGCCUUCCUGAAUUGGCCUUUCGUCUAUAACAGUGCCCCUGACUUCUGCACCAGCUUCAUCAUGGCCUUUCUAAUAAGAUCUAGCUUUUUAAGCAUCAUGGGAAGGAAAAACUAAGAAUAAUUCACCAUGAUUGGAGGACUGUUCAUAUAUAAUCAUAAGGGCGAGGUCCUUAUCUCCAGGGUGUACCGAGAUGACAUUGGCAAUAGGCGGAAUGCUGUGGAUGCCUUCCGUGUUAAUGUCAUCCAUGCCCGGCAGCAAGUGCGCUCGCCUGUCACUAACAUCGCCCGUACAAGUUUCUUUCACGUUAAACGUUCAAACAUCUGGCUAGCUGCAGUCACCAAACAAAAUGUCAACGCUGCCAUGGUCUUUGAGUUCCUUUACAAAAUGUGUGAUGUCAUGACUGCAUACUUUGGAAAGAUCAGCGAGGAAAACAUAAAGAACAACUUUGUGCUGAUCUACGAGCUGCUAGAUGAAAUCCUAGAUUUUGGUUACCCUCAGAAUUCUGAAACAGGAGCACUAAAGACUUUCAUCACCCAACAAGGGAUUAAAAGUCAGCAUCAGACCAAGGAGGAGCAGUCUCAGAUUACCAGCCAGGUGACUGGUCAGAUCGGGUGGAGACGUGAAGGAAUUAAGUAUCGUCGAAAUGAGCUGUUCUUAGAUGUGUUAGAGAGUGUCAAUCUGCUAAUGUCUCCUCAAGGGCAGGUACUUAGCGCUCAUGUGUCUGGGCGUGUGGUGAUGAAGAGCUACCUCAGUGGAAUGCCAGAGUGCAAGUUUGGAAUGAAUGAUAAAAUAGUAAUUGAGAAACAAGGCAAAGGAACCGCCGAUGAGACUGGCAAAACGGGAAAACAAUCAAUUGCCAUUGACGACUGUACAUUCCACCAAUGUGUCCGGCUUAGCAAAUUUGACUCUGAGCGCAGCAUUAGCUUUAUACCUCCUGAUGGAGAAUACGAGCUUAUGAGAUAUCGAACCACAAAGGACAUCAUCCUACCAUUCCGUGUCAUCCCUCUUGUUCGUGAGGUGGGACGUACAAAGCUUGAGGUCAAAGUGGUCAUCAAAUCUAACUUUAAACCUUCACUUCUGGCUCAGAAGAUUGAGGUGAGAAUUCCAACUCCACUCAACACCAGCGGAGUACAGGUCAUCUGUAUGAAGGGAAAAGCAAAGUAUAAGGCCAGUGAGAACGCCAUUGUCUGGAAAAUAAAGCGCAUGGCUGGUAUGAAGGAAUCUCAGAUCAGUGCAGAGAUUGAGCUGCUUCCUACCAAUGAUAAGAAGAAAUGGGCUCGGCCUCCGAUAUCCAUGAACUUUGAGGUCCCAUUUGCUCCAUCUGGCCUCAAAGUGCGUUACCUGAAGGUGUUUGAACCAAAACUAAACUACAGCGACCAUGAUGUGAUCAAAUGGGUGCGAUACAUUGGCCGCAGUGGGAUCUAUGAGACACGGUGUUAAUGCUUCACAAAGCUGACAACGGAGUGGCCCCAGCUCUAAAUCUGAAUUCCUUUCAUUCAAUAAAGGAAGUCAACACGCUAACCAAGGGGUCUGAAUGGGCAGGAUUUGAAGGUGUCAGAUAGCCCUUCCUUUAUUCCCACCUGAACAUAAUAACAACCUUUGCUCCAUUAUACUUUUACUUUGUUCCAUUGUUUAGCAUUGGAGGGCAUCAUCAUUUAUAAGGUGUGCUCCCUUUGAUAUGGAAUAUCCUCUGGGCCAUAGUUUCAGCCUGGUGUGUCAAUAACCACCUGACAUGCUGCCCAGUCCGUAUCUUCUCUAAUGCCCAUCUGUGAAUAUUGAUAACAGAUAGUAUUCUUGUUUAGUCUAGUGCUUUCCACUACCAUCCCAACCCUACUCAUCAUGGAACUGGCAACCUUCUUGGGUUGACUGUUCCCUAGUAUUUCUUUCAUAUAUACAAUUUUCACACUGUCAAAGGCCAGCAGAAUCUUUCCAGAGCAGCAGGAACAACUGAGCAGAAGUUUUAGAGCAUUCGGCUGAGUAUGUGGCAUGGAAGGUUUCGCACUGUUUUUAAAUGUACCGCGCUAUUUUAUGUGACCAAAUAAGAGGUGAGGGAUACUUCUACAGGUGCUUAUGUUACUGCUGAAGGUUGCAUUAGAAAGAAUAAAUUGUGUACACAUUGCACUUCUGUGUCCUUUGGCUCCUGCAGUAACGGGGAGUGAAUGGAUUUAACCAUAUCAUGGCCAGAGUUGCACAGGAAUGGUUUUGCUAUUUGUGGCAGUGUGACUUCCCCUCACAUUUCUGUGCUCCUUGUGUUGUGAUUUGCUCUGUUUUUCUUUGUGACUCUCAAACUGUACAAGUAAUAAACAGUGUAGAACUCA
Xenopus laevis (African clawed frog) is the source of this 2513-nucleotide messenger RNA. It is a transcript of the gene ap2m1.L, whose product is annotated as adaptor related protein complex 2 subunit mu 1 L homeolog. The transcript has 14 exons. NCBI's taxonomy places the organism in Eukaryota, Metazoa, Chordata, Amphibia, Anura, Pipidae. Gene Ontology annotation, biological process: vesicle-mediated transport; intracellular protein transport. Bases 322 to 1635 code for a protein of 437 amino acids. The record is from RefSeq and is a predicted model, not a curated record. Gene Ontology annotation, cellular component: clathrin adaptor complex; postsynapse; plasma membrane.